GGAGGAGUCAGCCCGCGGCGGCCGCCGCCGCCGCGUCGCCGCCGCCUCCGGCUUGCGGCGCCGAGCGGCGGCCGUACCACGUGCUGCUGACCGCCGCGUCGGGCACGUACCAGGAGUGGCAGACGCGGAUCGCAUACCACUACUACCGCCAGCUCAAGGCGGCGCAGCCGUGCAGCGACCUCGGCGGCGUCGCGCGGCCACGCGGCUUCACGCGGCUGCUGUCCACGCCGGACGGGCGGCCGGACGGGCUGAUGGGCGAGAUCCCGACGGUGCUGACCAAGCAGCUGGGCGCGGGGCGGUGCGACGAGUGCUCGCACGGCUUUGUGGUGAUGAACCGGCCGUGGUCGCUCCGGCAGUACUUCGCCUCCAAGGAGGCGGCCUCCCUCGCCGAGGACUACCUCUUCGUGAUCGAGACAGACCACCUGCUGCUGCGGCCGCCCCGCAACCGCGCGACCGAGGCGUCGCCGGUGGCGUUCGGCUUCUACUACAUGACGUACAAGUACGACGCGCGCAAGCUCGGGCCGGUGAUCCGGCGGUGGCACGACCCGGACGACGUCGACCCCGUCGGCCCGUCCCCGCUGAUUGUGCACAAGGCGCAGCUGCGAGGCCUGAUCGAACCGUGGUGGAGGCGAGCGGUAGCCGAGAGGCUCUGCCUCGAGCUCAAGCGGGACCGCGAGGCGGACCAGGCGCUCGGGUGGGUGCUCGAGAUGUGGGCGUACACCCUCGCCGCGGCGCGCACGGGCGUGCGGCACCAGGCGCACCUAGACUUCCCUCGCCCCUAG
Emiliania huxleyi CCMP1516 is the source of this 782-nucleotide messenger RNA. RefSeq lists its product as hypothetical. The transcript is spliced from 5 exons. The annotation marks the transcript as partial. The record is from RefSeq and is a predicted model, not a curated record. Lineage: Eukaryota; Haptophyta; Isochrysidales; Noelaerhabdaceae. Gene Ontology annotation, molecular function: glycosyltransferase activity.